AACCAUUCUGCUCCCCAAAGACUGGAGAGACACUGCAACCAGGAUUUUAGAAUCAAUGGGAUCCUAGUCACCCAAUUGUUGGGGUUCCUUGACAAUUGGGUGACCGGAACACAGUUUGUUGGGCUGGGGAUUGGAGAGACCAAGCACUGCCCUGCCUGGCAAUUGGAGGGACCGGCGUUUGACGGCUGGCGGUUGCGCAACUGUGAAUUGAAUGGCUGGUGGCUGACCCGGUCACCAAAACAGCACCAGGGCAGAAUUUCCAAAGCCAGGAAAUAUUUGGAUGAGCCAGGAGAGGAAAUUUGGCCAAGUCCAGCAGAUCCCCAAAGUAUCAAAGAAGGAGAAGAGAAUGAUGGAAGAUUCGAUAGAAGAAAAGAGGUUUACAACGAAAAGAACACGUAUCUUUUCUCACACGGGCCCGGCUUUUGGUUUUUUGUUUGUUUGUCCGCGUCCCUGGGGAACGGGCGUGAUGGACGUGGGUUCCGGCGCCGGGCUCGACUUCCAUCCGUCAGCGGGCGCUGGAAAACGGAACCCCAAAGCCUAUGGGUUCCGGCCGGGUAUUCGGAACGACGGCCCAAUCACCCGCCGGGUUUCGAAUUCCAGUCCGACGCGCGUGGUGGUGAUUUGAAGCACAGGAAUUCUAACAUGACAGAGAUGAAAGAGUAUAGGUUUGGAACCGCGGCUGCUUUCGGAGAACUGGACCCUCGAUAUUUUGAGGUCCUCGGGAUCAAAAAUGUCAAUGAAUCUGUUUUUCAGGAAGCCGAUGAACUUUUAUCCGAGGAAGUGAAUCACUUGGAUAGGAUUUACUCCUUCCAAGGCAAAACGAAGCUGAUUGAAGCUUUGAAUCACUGGGUUGGACUAGAUGACACAAGCCUGCGAAGGAUUAUUCGUACCGCCGAAAACCUUGAAAAAACCAUGCUCAGGCAUCCACAUUGCAGGAGAACUGAUGUUCAGAGCGGGGAAGGUGAACCUAGGUCACCGCGAAACCCUUUCACAAGUGAUCAAACUUUCAGGGCUUUAUACAAGCACUGCGUUUGCCUACCAGAAUAUGUUUGUCAUGGUCACCUGGAUCACGACAACCAAGCUGAGCUGAAGGCAUACAUCAACCAGCUGAAAGCUAAUGGAACGGCGGAAAAAACACGGGUGUACCUCCAAAGAAUUUUUUCGGAACUGUCUGAGCUUACGCUGAAACUGCCGCAAAACGACGAUUUCUUUCAUGCACUGAAAAGCUUCCAUCCACCUGAUUGUGGUACCUUGCAAUUUGACCUCCAGCAAUUUGACCAUCCUGAGCAAAUG
Molecule: messenger RNA, 1293 nt
Organism: Notodromas monacha
Lineage: Eukaryota; Metazoa; Arthropoda; Ostracoda; Podocopida; Cyprididae
Source: the annotation of a GenBank genome assembly